This is a messenger RNA of Tetrahymena thermophila SB210, 156 nucleotides long. RefSeq lists its product as hypothetical. NCBI's taxonomy places the organism in Eukaryota, Ciliophora, Oligohymenophorea, Hymenostomatida, Tetrahymenidae. The record is from RefSeq and is a predicted model, not a curated record. The transcript has a single exon.
AUGUAAAACUUAAUAAAGAAAAGAAGAAGAUAGAAGCACGAUAUUGGAAAAGCAAAGAUGGAAAAAAUCGAAGUUUAUUCGAAACGAAAAACAUGUAGCUCAAUUUAUUUUCUAACGCAAAUUUUUAAUCUCGGUGGAAGCACUUCGGAGAUUUGA